CACACAUGCGCUUCGCGUCUCUGUAGUAAUUACUACUCUGGUCGGGUCAUGCUGUUUGCCUUUACCAAAAUGCAGCAGGUCAUUUCGCGCCGCGUCGGCGCUCACAUUUGCGAUGUGGGUGCCUCUCGCAGCCGUCUUGCCCUGCAGGUCAGGUGCAUGAGCCGCUUUGCUGAUGUGGCUCAGGCUCCUCCGGACCCGAUCUUGGGCGUCUCGGAGGCCUUCCGCGCAAGCACCAGCCCUAGCAAGCUUAAUCUCGGCGUGGGCGCGUACCGGGAUGAGGAUUUGAAGCCUGUCGUGCUGAGCGUGGUGAAGAAGGCCGAGGCUAAGAUUUUCUCCCGCAAUGAGAACAAAGAAUACCUGUCCAUUGAGGGUUUCGAGCCCUUCCGUAAGGCCACUGUGGACCUGCUGCUGGGUGCUGGUCAUCCGGCCAUUAAGGAGGGUCGUGUGGCGGUGAUCCAGUCUCUGUCUGGCACCGGCUCUCUGCGUGUGGGUGCUGCCUUCAUCGCCCGCUUCCUCAAGGGCGCUACUGUCUACAUCUCCAACCCGACCUGGGGCAACCACCGCAACAUCUUUGGUGACGAGGGUGUCAAGUGGGAGUACUACAGGUAUUUUGAUGCCGACACUGUUGGUCUGGACUUCAAGGGCCUUAUGGAGGACCUGAAGGCGGCUCCCUCUGGCUCCGUGGUGGUGCUGCAUGGCUGCGCACACAACCCCACGGGCGUCGAUCCGACCCCCGAGCAGUGGACCGCCAUUGCGGACUUGUGCAAGGAGCGCAACCUGUUGCCCUUCUUCGAUGUGGCCUAUCAGGGCUUCGCCACUGGUGACCUGGACAAGGACGCCUUUGCCCCCCGCCUCUUUGUGGACCGGGGUCUGGAGAUCAUGGUUUCCCAGAGCUACUCGAAGAACCUGGGACUGUACGGCGAGCGUGUGGGUGCUCUGGUCAUGGUGCUCAAGGACAAGGAGCCUGCCACUCGGUGUCUGAGCCAGCUGAAGCGCCUGGCCCGUGCCCUGUACUCGAACCCGCCAACCCACGGAGCUCGAAUUGCUGCUGAGGUGGUCAAUGACAAGGAGCUGUUCGAGGAGUGGAAGGGUGAGAUGCGCGGUAUGGCUGGCCGCAUUGAGCGGGUGCGUGGAGAGCUCCAGCGGGCUCUGGAGGCCAAAUACCCCGACAAGGACUGGUCCUUCAUCACCAAGCAGAUUGGAAUGUUCACCUUCACCGGUCUCACGCCUGCACAGGUGGACAACAUGACCAACAAGCACUCUGUGUUCAUGACCCGGGAUGGCCGCAUCUCCCUGGCCGGUCUCAACUCUGCCAAGGUGGAGUACCUGGCCAACGCUAUUGUUGAAUCGGUGCGCAACUGCUAA
Messenger RNA from Volvox carteri f. nagariensis, 1365 nucleotides. RefSeq names its product aspartate aminotransferase (gene ast3). The coding region runs from base 49 to 1365 and encodes 438 amino acids. Lineage: Eukaryota; Viridiplantae; Chlorophyta; Chlorophyceae; Chlamydomonadales; Volvocaceae. Gene Ontology annotation, molecular function: pyridoxal phosphate binding; transaminase activity. Gene Ontology annotation, biological process: biosynthetic process; amino acid metabolic process. The transcript has 10 exons. The record is from RefSeq and is a predicted model, not a curated record.